This is a messenger RNA of Ziziphus jujuba (common jujube), 2419 nucleotides long. RefSeq lists its product as uncharacterized. Gene Ontology annotation, molecular function: protein binding. NCBI's taxonomy places the organism in Eukaryota, Viridiplantae, Streptophyta, Magnoliopsida, Rosales, Rhamnaceae. The transcript has 7 exons. Bases 294 to 2255 code for a protein of 653 amino acids. The record is from RefSeq and is a predicted model, not a curated record.
UUCACUUUGCAUUAUUACUGGUAUAUGUUGACUAAAAUUAAAAAUAAAUAAAAAUAACGUUGACGUGGCUUGACUUUUCAUUAUUACAAGAAUAUGUUGACUAAAAGUAAAAAUAAAGUUAACGCGGUUAAACCCCUUUGUAAGUCUCUUGCUCUCCUCCAACCAGGAAACACAUCGUUUUGGGUAUUGGUGAGUUAUGUCAGCUGGCUGUCGGAGAAACAACAGAAGAGUGCGAUACGGCAUCUGAGAACCUACCUGCAGCAACGUCGUUGGGGAGGGCAGAGGUUAUAAACAUGAAUGCUUCUUAUUCUUCUUCUUUUUCUCAAGAAAAGAAUGAAGUGUUUCUGAGUUUCAGAGAGCAAGCUAAGGUAGAGGAUCUAAAGGUGGAUAGAUUAGAGAUGGGAAGCGUUCAAGGAUUAGUUACAGAGCCAUACCGAGCAGCCUUAGAAGGAGAUUGGGAAAGAAUGAAAAGGUUCUAUGAAGAAAACAGAGAAGCAGUGUUUUAUCCUCUCACAGUCACUAAUGACACCGCAUUUCAUAUAGCUGUUUACAGUAGAACUAAGAGCCCCCUUGAAGAAUUGAUUCAGAUUGUGCCAAACCCGCCAAUUGCUAGAGCCGACGAUAAGAAAAACACACCUCUUCAUGAGGCUGGCGCUAUUGGAAAUAUUGAAGCAGCUCAAGUGUUGAUGCGUUGGUCUCCAGAGCAGCUUGAGGCUAGAAAUGCUUUAGGAGAAACUCCAAUGUUUAGAGCUGCUGCAUUUGGUAUGACAGAAAUGGUCAAGUAUUUAGCUUCUGAGGUGCGAAGCCGCCACCGCAAUAUGCAUAUUCAGCGCAUCAGAGAUGAUAAUACCUCCAUUCUUCAAAGUGCCAUCCAUGGCCAACACUUCGGUCUUCCAAAUAAUGAACAGGAUGAUGAUAAAUGUGAUCAAAUGAAUUUGGGUCACCGCAACGACUUGGAAAGUGGACGGGGUAAAAUUCACCUGCAUCCAUCUUGCUCUUUAAGCUUCAAUAGAGCAAUAACCAGCUUGUACUCUGGCUUAUGGAUGCUCCUAUGUGCUGGAUGGCCAAUGGUAGGCAACAUUCAAAAUGAGAAGAAGAAGCAUGAAUCAUGUUGGAAACUUGCUAAGUUACUCAUAAAAAAAGACAAGUCAUGGGAGAAAACUGAUAUAAAACCAGAUAUAGGAAUCAUUUCCUUUGGAAAAACAGAAGAAAGUGAAUCAGAGAAACCCCUUGUAUUAGGAAAGAAGCAAGAUGAAGAGGAAAAAGAUGAUUAUAUUCCUUCACCAUUAAUUCUUACAAAUAUAACACCAUUGCUUAUAGCAACUAGCACGGGUAUAGAAGAGAUUGUUAAUGGGAUACUCGACGAGUAUCCUCAGGCAGUAGAGCAUGUUAGCGACCAAGGACUUAGUAUUAUGCAUGUUGCCAUUAGGCACCGCCAGAGGAAUAUCUUUGAACGUGUGAGGAAGAUGAAGAUUCCAAUGGCAAGACUGGUUCGGAGAAUUGAUGACAAUGGCUAUACCUUAUUGCACCAUGUUGCUGAUAUGACCCAUUAUUCUGGUCGAAGUUUGCCUAACCCUGCUCUUCUGUUGCAAGAUGAAUUGAAAUGGUUUGAGCGCGUACGGAAAUUAAUUCCUUCCCAUUACGUCAUGAACCACAGCAAAGGUGGUCAAACCGCCCCAGACUUUUUUGAAAAGUCUCAUGCAUAUCUUCUCCAAGAGGCACAAAACUGGCUAAAGCGGACAUCAGAAUCCUGCUCAGUAAUCGCAGUGCUGAUCGCCACCGUAGCCUUCACGGUAGCGUAUACCGUUCCAGGAGGUUCAGAUCAGUCCACGGGCCUUCCGAUAUUGCGUCACCUCCCUUUUUUUGCAAUUUUCACCAUCACGGACAUUCUAUCCCUCGUCAGCGCUCUCACAUCGGUGGGGAUGUUCAUCUCCAUCCUCACCUCUCCCUUCAGGCUUCAAGACUUCCGCAAGUCUCUUCCCCAAAAGCUUACGCUGGCAUUCACCUUCUUGUUCCUCGCAGUGGCGGUGACCAUGAUGGCUUUCUCUGCCACUGUAAUUCUGAUCGUCCGUAUGAAGAAGCGGUGGACCACCACUCUUGUCUACGGUGUGGCUUUUGUUCCGGUGACGGUGUUCGCACUCUUACAAUUCCCUCUCUACGUUGCGUUUAUGGGCACCGUGAAGCACACUCUAAUAUUCAUGAAGAAGGCUCUUCCUUGGAAUCUUCUUAGGCAGUUGGUUUGCAAGAAUCAGUGAAGUUUAGUAAUUGAACAAGAAUGAGCAUUGAAUUCUAUUAAAUAAUGUGUGUAUAGCAAUAGCACUGGAGCUGGACUCCCUCUACCUGCCUUUAUUAGUUGGAUAUUUAAAGAAUUGGUUGGUUUCUAAUUUUAAUUUGGGGAAAGUAUUUUAAAUUUUGAUUA